AUUUGCAGAGAAUGUGGUUGCCGCGGCUGAUGCGUGCGGCAAAUGAAGAACAGGAACACCGUUCUGCUGUUGGGUUGUCAGGUCAUACUGCACAAAACUUGCUCGGGACAUUGGUGACUUGCGACUGUGGACAUCUGGCAUCAUGCAGACGAACAGCAUCAUUGGUUUGCUCUCGAAACGAUACACAAGCAUUAAAACAUCGGUUUACCCUUGUUAAGUGGUGUUGUAUCGCAUUUCUUCUACUCAUCUUUACCCUCAUUGCUUUCUCUGGCUUGUUAACUUCGACACCUGCCGAACUGACAUCCGGCAACUCAUACCUCUUCCUGACAAUCAUUAUCACCAGUUUACUUUUGUUUGGUGGUUUGUGUUGUUUGCGUGCGCGUACAAUCUGCAAACAUCGUAAUGUUCGCCAUGGCUCGUUGCAUUGUCGUCAUGGCCAUUAUCAGUCACAUUCCCUCCGACUUCCUAUUUCGCUUUUUGCACAUAGUGCUUAUUCACGUCCACAUGUUCAUUCGUCUCCAAGCUCCUUUCGUUUCUCCGAAUCACCCUUCUAUAAUGCUCUUUUGGAAACCUGUACAGCUCCACUGCCAACGUACAAUGAAGCAGUUAAGGAACCCGUAUUUGCACCACCAGCUUAUUCAGCAAUAAUUACGCAUUCUUCAGCAACACCUGUUAGUUCACUAAACGAGACUCACCGUAUUUCAAGUUCUAUUCUAUCGUCAGCUGGGAGCGAAAGAAUAGGAGAAAGCACCAGUAGCAGUAGCAGUAGCUCUAAGCAGGAAUUGUUGGUACAGUUUCAGCCACAUGUAAUUGGAACUGUUACUUCUGUGGAAAUUCAUCAUAUGGAUGAGACGGAAAAUGAGGUCGUGCGGGCUAAAGAAAAUAAUUCUUCUGAUGAGUAGUUCCAUGGCAUGUUUUCUUUAUGUAAUCACACGCUGCUGCAUUAUUUGUGGUCACGUCAUGAAUAUAAUUGAUUGGGACUCUGAAACAGACUCGAAAAUUAAAGAAAAUAACGUUUUCGAUGCUGUUCAACUAAUCCGGGAACAUUGCCGAUUUAUCACUAUCGGGUAGCACAUUUAGGACUGUUCGUUUGGUAUGUUCACUUACCACUGCUUCAAGGU
Loa loa (African eye worm) is the source of this 1121-nucleotide messenger RNA. RefSeq lists its product as hypothetical. The record is from RefSeq and is a predicted model, not a curated record. The transcript is spliced from 5 exons. The coding region runs from base 12 to 902 and encodes 296 amino acids. NCBI's taxonomy places the organism in Eukaryota, Metazoa, Nematoda, Chromadorea, Rhabditida, Onchocercidae.